This is a messenger RNA of Leptinotarsa decemlineata (Colorado potato beetle), 3624 nucleotides long. RefSeq lists its product as uncharacterized. Gene Ontology annotation, molecular function: protein phosphatase 1 binding. Gene Ontology annotation, cellular component: chromatin; PTW/PP1 phosphatase complex. The record is from RefSeq and is a predicted model, not a curated record. NCBI's taxonomy places the organism in Eukaryota, Metazoa, Arthropoda, Insecta, Coleoptera, Chrysomelidae.
CAUUUAAUUCAUUUCCGCUUAGAGGUUGAAACGUAAAGUACGUUCUCGUGUUGAAAAGUUGUAAAUGAUAUUUUUCAAUAGUUAGUCUAUAUAAUAAUCAUUUGCAAAUUCAAAUUUACGCAACAAUACGUAUUUCUUAACAAAAUUUUAUUUGUUUUGGUAUUUAGCGUCAAGAUAUAUACUUGUUUUGCCAAUAUGGAAGUCUUAGGGCGUUGGCUUGCCAUAUGGCGUCUCCGAUAUUAGGUGAAUCGCGUGAAAUAUCUUUUUAGAACUGAGACUGAGUGAACAUUUCAAGUGCUACGUACGUUUACGUUAUAGUAGGAAUUCUAAAAAUUAAAAAUGCCCAGAAUUGAUCCGUUGAAGCUGUUGGGGUGCCUUUCGAUACUUCUGACCCCAGAGGGCGGCAUUUUAUCCAGGGACGAAGUCGUACGCCUAGUCAACCUAAUGACUAAAUUCUCAAAAAAAUUAGUCAGCAAAUGCGUGUACGUUCUGAUUUUAAAAAGUACGGAAAUUGAACUGGUCGAUAUGUUUAUGGCGGAGGGAGGAUGGGCCCUGAUCCAGACUUGGUUACAGGAAGCUGUGCAGACCGGCAAUUGGGAUCUUGUGAAGGAAAUAUUAGGGCUGCUGCUCAUCACCCCGGUGGACGUAGAACGUCUGAAGCUGAAUAUCUUGCCAAAGCUUAUCAAGAGUUUGUCGAGGCGAGGCGAACUGGAAGGUGUGGCUGAAUUGUCUACGAAACUUGUGCAGCAUUGGCUGGUUAUUGUUAAGGGAUCCAACAAUCCUUCUCCUAAACAAGCCGUAGUGGCAUCUGAUGUAAUUGAGAUUUCUAAUGCCGAUACUACUGUUGUCGACAUGAAACCUGUGUCUGAAGAAGAAAAAGGUGUAGAACUAGAAACGGUUAGUACUGAAACAUUCUACAAACCUGCAGACAAAGAAGUGAGAUUGAAUAAUAGAAAACUUUCGGAAGAAGAACCAGAAGCGGCAGCUGAAGAACCACUAAAAGCUGAGGAGGAAAAGAGUAAAUCUUCGUCAAAGGGUUCUAAAAAUAGUUCCAGCAGUAAGUCUGGUAGUAGCAAGGAUAAGGAGAAAAGCAAAGAUAGGAAUAGGGACAAGAGUCAGGACAAGGGUAAAGAUAGAGAUAAGGACAGAAACAGAGAUAAAGAUAGGAAAUCAAAAAGCAGUUCUUCUAGCAAACACAGAAGCAGCAGUUCAACAGAUGAGAAGGAUAGGGAGAGGAGUAAUAAAGACAAAAGUGGCAGGGAUAAGGAUAGAGCUGAUAGAGACAAAGACAGAAGUGAUAGGGAUAAGCGCAAAUCUAAUAGCAGUUCAAAGUCCAGCGGUAGUUCCAGCAGAGAAAAGAGUAAGGACUCCAAAGAUAAGGUCAAGGACAAAGAUAGUGGUAAAGAUAAACCUGUCGAAAAGGAAAAUCAGGCGGAAAAAGACAAGGACACCUUGGAGAUUAUUAAACCACCUACCAUUGAUAAACUAGGUAGGAUUCCGAAGAAACCCAGCGUCGUGGCUGCAGCCGCGGCCGCUGAAGAAGAAUUGAGGGAAUCUAAGAAAAAAGCUUUCUCCAUAGGUGUAAGAAAAGAUCGCGAAGAACGUCCUAAAACCGUUAAAAUCUUCAAUUCAAAAAUGAGAUCGACGGGUUUGGAGGAGGAGGUGAAGCCAGCUCCUGCUCGAGCAGUGAAGAAACCCACCCCUUCAUUGCAGCUGCCGACGAUUCCUAUGAAACGCCCGUCGCCCCCAAGAGACAUCAAAGACCCCAUCAUACCGCCAGAAAAGAAGUUGAGAAUGGAUAAGGUUGACAUCCCCGACAGGCCAGGCGCCAUCAAGCUGAUCCCCCCUAAACCCAAACCGGUUCUUCUGCAAGAGAGCGACCUCUUCAUGGACGCCAUCACAGCGGCCACAACCAAAAAAGAACCAAAGAAGAGAAAACGGAGACCCAGCGUGACUAAAGAUGCCAGUCCACAAUCUCCCUCUUCAUCCCCAUCUCGCGAGCAACCGCAAACUCCAACCUCCCCUACGCAAACGGGGGCGAAUACGUCACCUCUCGGCCUGAAGAACAUCGCACCCAUCAACUUCUACCAAGACACGCUCACCGAGGUUAAAGAAGAAGAAAAACCAGAUGUCGUUGAGAAUGGCGUUUCGAAAAAUGCCGAGGAAAAAAUGGAGACCGAUGCCCAGGAUAACGUAAAAGAAGAGCUAUCUGGUGGUUCACCUCCAGCAACUCCCACCGACGAAACUCCGGAGGAAGCAGAAUUGGGUACCAAAAGAACAAACACCGAUGGCGAACUCAAGGGUGUUUUGCUUCACACUAAAAAGACGGGACCUAAGCGAUCCAUUUCCUGGAAGAGCGAAGCCGACCUGGUGGAGAUUCGCUACUUCGAACUGGACGAAACCGAAAGAGUGAACGUCACCAAAACCUUCGGUGAUAUGGCCAAAAUGGAUAUCUCCAGCGAGAGGGAAGCCCUGCAGCUCUCCCGCAAGCUCGGCGGCGAGGAUACAAUGGAGCCGCAGAUCAUGUGGAGGAUCCCCUUCAUUAUAGAUCAGGACGAUCCUCUUGCCGUACCUGGAAAUAAAAGUCUGGAAAAGGAUAUUCAGUUCGCCAGGGAGAAAAACGUUCUUCAAGCUCUAUAUUUUGACAAGAGGAGGAUUCCGAACAGCCCCGAGGAACCCAUCCCGGAGAACCACCAAAUGAGUGACCCCAUACAUAUUCCUCUGGAGGAUCCUGAGAGCCAAGAUAUUGAUCUUAGGUCGACGCCUUGGCCCGAACCGAAGGGAAUGGCACCUGAACCCGUGAUGCAGCCAGUGUUAAUGAACAUCCAGGGUCCGUUCAACCCUCAAUUCAAUAGUAUGCCGCCUCCCUCUUUCCAAGGCAUGCCGCCAAGGUUCGCCGGUCCGGGUGGGCCGAUGGGACCGGGAAUUCCCAACAACUUCGUCCCUCCAAACGUGAUGCCUGGUGGCAAUAUGAUGGGGCCGGGCCCCAACCAUCCCAACAUGGGGCCGCCCAACGACAUAAUGAUGAACCAAAUGAACCCGAAUAUGUUCCCGCAAGGUGCGAUGAAUGAUGGAUACGGGCAGGGACCGGACUUUCCCAUGUUCAACAACCCCACCGGGCCCCCCAAUAUGUUUCCUCCGAAUAAUUUCAACAACAGUCACAGACCCAACCACCGGGGCGGUGGUUUUCGACGGGGUAAUGGAAACAACGGUGGCAACUGGGUGAGGAUGAACAACGACCGAGGCAACUGGAGGAGAGGUGGUGGUGGUGGCCACAGGGGUGGUAGGUUGUGUAAAAACGUGCAGAAUCACGGAUACUGUCGGAACAGGGAUAAUUGUCCGUUCGUACAUCCGUGAAGUUUUAUAUGUAACGACGAACAGCGUGAGAUUUGUCGCGCAGAUAAAAUGUGAUAUUUGAUUGCGGAUGGUCGGUCCAUGAUAAUUGUGAUAUUAAUAAUUACUGUGUAUCAGUGCGAAAAUGUAAAUAUAGUGUAAAUAGACUUAUUCAUAUUGAAUUGUUUUGCUUGCUAGUUGAAAGGACAACUUGUAAAGUGUGUAUAGUAUUUAUUACGUUUUUCUAUGAUGUUUUCUGAAGAAUAAUAUUAUAAUUUUAAAUAUAUUGGA